Salpingoeca rosetta is the source of this 542-nucleotide messenger RNA. RefSeq lists its product as uncharacterized. Bases 35 to 388 code for a protein of 117 amino acids. Gene Ontology annotation, molecular function: DNA binding. The record is from RefSeq and is a predicted model, not a curated record. The transcript is spliced from 4 exons. Gene Ontology annotation, biological process: double-strand break repair via homologous recombination; response to ionizing radiation; mitotic cell cycle checkpoint signaling. Gene Ontology annotation, cellular component: SOSS complex. NCBI's taxonomy places the organism in Eukaryota, Choanoflagellata, Craspedida, Salpingoecidae.
GCUUGCGCUCGUGUGUGUUGUGUGUGUGGUGGUGAUGGGGGUUGCGGUGAAGGAUGCGAGGCCAGGCGCCAAGGGCCUUGACUGCACCUUCAUCGUCGUGGAGAAAGACUCUGUGUCCUCAACAAAGGAGGGGGAGCAGGUGAUCGUGUGGCGUGUGGCUGAUCCAACAGGGAGCAUCCUGCUCUCGACGUUUGGCGAGGCAGGCGCAGCUGUCAAGGAAGCAGACAUCCUCAGGCUCAAGAACGGGUAUUGCACGCGAUACAGAGACCAGGCUGUGGUGUACAUUGGCCGAGGCACCCUCGAACGAGUUGGAGAGUUCACCAUGAUGUACUCACUGGAGCCCGAUAUGAGCAAGCUCCCACCCGAACCCACGGCAGCGUCAGUAUGACAACCACAGCCAGCAGCUGGCCUGCUCUUCCCUCCACUGCAUAUCAUUGCACUCCCUGUCAGCGAGGUGCAACCCCUACCAUUGUAAGCGUCUGUGAUUCGUUCGGUCUAAUGGGUGUGGGCGACUGCCCGCAAUAAACAAUGCAACACAGAGA